Messenger RNA from Dipodomys spectabilis (banner-tailed kangaroo rat), 830 nucleotides. It is a transcript of the gene Anapc10, whose product is annotated as anaphase promoting complex subunit 10. Gene Ontology annotation, biological process: anaphase-promoting complex-dependent catabolic process; protein K11-linked ubiquitination. Gene Ontology annotation, cellular component: anaphase-promoting complex. The record is from RefSeq and is a predicted model, not a curated record. NCBI's taxonomy places the organism in Eukaryota, Metazoa, Chordata, Mammalia, Rodentia, Heteromyidae. The transcript has 5 exons. Bases 118 to 675 code for a protein of 185 amino acids.
UCCCCAGCCAGCCGAGUGGGAGUGUCGCGCUUCCGCUGGUGCCGAGAACCUGAGCUGUGAGCCGUGGGUUCUUCCUCGACCCAGAGAACGGGCCGACGUAAGCGGAACAAUUAAAAAAUGACCACACCAAACAAGACUCCUCCUGGAGCUGAUCCUAAGCAGUUGGAAAGGACUGGAACAGUAAGGGAAAUUGGGUCACAAGCUGUUUGGUCACUCUCAUCUUGCAAACCAGGUUUUGGAGUGGAUCAAUUACGAGACGACAAUCUAGAAACGUACUGGCAAUCUGAUGGCUCCCAGCCACAUUUAGUGAACAUCCAAUUCAGAAGAAAAACAACAGUGAAGACGUUAUGUAUUUAUGCAGACUAUAAAUCUGAUGAAAGCUACACUCCAAGCAAAAUCUCAGUCAGAGUAGGAAAUAAUUUUCACAACCUUCAAGAAAUUCGGCAACUUGAAUUGGUGGAACCAAGUGGCUGGAUUCAUGUUCCCCUAACUGACAAUCUUAAGAAGCCAACUCGAACAUUCAUGAUACAGAUUGCUGUCCUAGCCAAUCACCAAAAUGGAAGAGACACCCACAUGAGACAGAUUAAAAUAUACACACCAGUGGAAGAAAGUUCAAUUGGUAAAUUUCCUAGGUGCACAACUAUUGAUUUCAUGAUGUAUCGUUCAAUAAGGUGACUGUGAAAAAGAAGAAAUGAGAGUAAGCAGGUCUUUGUUUUAUCCUUACUUUACAUAUCGUAUCAAAUAACUUUGUGGGAAAAAGGUAUCAGUUAUUUUGUAGUUUUGUAUACAUUUAAGAGUAUUUGAAUUUGAAUAAAUAACUUUUGUAUGAA